GAAAACACGUGGGUGAAAAUAAGGUGCGGUCAAAAGGAGUGCCAUUGUAAAAUAUGUCUACCACUUCAAAAAGGAAGCAUGGUCACAGUAGCAGGACUACUGGAGGCUCUGGUGGAGAGAAGCGUCCUAAAGGAGAAGAGGAGAAAGGCCAGGAGUCAGAUUCCAAGAGACAGAAGGUGGAAACUCGUCCUCCUUUUGUCCCACCAACCAGAGAAAAUGGCGGAAUGCUAGGAGGUCUUCCACUCUACGGCGAGCUAUUACCAGCUGAGGGAUACACCAGCGUGCCGGUAGCUGCUAGGGAAACCUGCAAGAGACUAGCUGAUAUUAUACUCUCAGUGAAAGACAAUAAAUCCGGAGAAUCCAGCAGUACUGAUUCAAAAAGCGUCUCUACCCAGCGUAGGACAAGUGUCAUACUAUUCACUUUACUCCGUCAGUUGAACAGGGUCUCUAAUCUUUAUUGCAAGGAGACGAGGGACGGGACUCAAGAGAGGAAACUGAGCAUCGACGAGCUACACCUUCAACUCCAGAACCUUCAAUACGAGGCCAAGCACCUCCAGAAGGAAAUCACCAGCUGCUAUGAGUUUAAGUCAAAACACGAUGAUAUUGAUUUAAUUUCGGAACAAGAGUUUUAUGAAAGUGCUCCAGAGUCUCUCAGCAAUCCAGAAGUGACAAAGACUGAUUCUCAUAAACUCAUGCUAGCGAGACUGGAAUGGGAAUUAAAGCAGCGAGAGCAGCUAGCAUCGCGACAGUCUUCACUGGAAGCCUCGAUAAAAUCAAAACUUGAGCAAACUCAAAAACUAGAGGAGAAGCUCUCAAGACUCCGCCCAGGCCCUUGAGCAGCUCAAAGUCUCUUCUCUGG
Amphimedon queenslandica is the source of this 859-nucleotide messenger RNA. RefSeq names its product THO complex subunit 5 homolog. Gene Ontology annotation, molecular function: mRNA binding. Bases 54 to 836 code for a protein of 260 amino acids. Gene Ontology annotation, cellular component: THO complex part of transcription export complex. The record is from RefSeq and is a predicted model, not a curated record. The transcript is spliced from 5 exons. Lineage: Eukaryota; Metazoa; Porifera; Demospongiae; Haplosclerida; Niphatidae. Gene Ontology annotation, biological process: mRNA export from nucleus.